Messenger RNA from Bursaphelenchus okinawaensis, 512 nucleotides. The record is from the annotation of a GenBank genome assembly. NCBI's taxonomy places the organism in Eukaryota, Metazoa, Nematoda, Chromadorea, Rhabditida, Aphelenchoididae.
AUGUGUAAAAUGUGGAGUAAGAUCAGAUUCGGCGUCCGAUGGAAGCCGGCGGAAGCCCAAUCCCUGGCGGUCAGAGGACUUGAUCUGAAAGGUGUUAAAGCCAUAAAAAUCUCGAUGGAUCCUCUUCGCAACGAUACGACUGCCCUGAGACAAUUCUGGCACGCUUGCUCUGCUCCCCGGGCCAAGUUCUCAAAUCCGGCUGUUAAAAUAACACCAGAGUUGAGGAACGACGGAAAACCGGCUUAUUUCGAAGCUGAUUUAGGUAAGAAAACGAAAAUUUUAUUUCUUUAGAAAAAACUUAAAUAGAAUGAAAAAGGCGUUUUUAUUAAGUAAAGCUUUUAAUGCUAAAAUAUGUUGAACAAUCAUAUAAUACUCAUAUGAUUUCAGCCGAUGGCAAGAAACUACGAUUCAUGACAGAAGGAAUGCGAACCGCGGAUGUUGUCAUGAAGUUCAACCUUAUUUUAGGUAACCCACCAAUCGGAAAGGCCGGAAUCCGACCAAUUAUGCAGUAA